Molecule: messenger RNA, 1026 nt
Organism: Meleagris gallopavo (turkey)
Lineage: Eukaryota; Metazoa; Chordata; Aves; Galliformes; Phasianidae
Source: RefSeq, a predicted model, not a curated record
CCGGAAGCACAGAGUCGACUCGCGCCCCGCGGACGUCACUUCGUACGGCCCCUCCCUCCGCCCUGUGACACCGCUGCCGGCCCCGAGCAGGCCCCGGGGGGAGCGCCGCGGCCCCGCGCACGCCGAAGUCUCUUUCCCCGGCAUUCGACCCUGUGUACCAAAGAAAUGGUGAUGGAGAAGCCCAGUCCCCUGCUUGUAGGGCGGGAGUUCGUCAGACAGUACUACACUCUGCUCAAUAAAGCUCCUGACUUCCUGCACAGGUUUUAUGGCAGGAAUUCUUCUUAUGUCCAUGGAGGAUUGGAUGCUAGCGGGAAGCCACAAGAAGCAGUGUAUGGCCAAGCUGAGAUACACAAGAAAGUGAUGUCACUGCAGUUCAGUGAGUGCCACACCAAGAUUCGCCAUGUGGAUGCUCAUGCCACUCUGAGCGAUGGGGUGGUGGUGCAAGUCAUGGGGGAGCUGUCUAACAAUGGGCAGCCCAUGAGGAAGUUCAUGCAGACCUUUGUACUUGCUCCAGAGGGGUCUGUUCCAAACAAGUUCUAUGUACAUAACGAUAUCUUCAGAUAUGAAGAUGAAGUAUUUGGGGAUUCUGAAGGAGAACUUGAUGAAGAGUCUGAAGAGGAAGUGGAGGAAGAACAGGAGGAAAGACAACCAUCACCUGAACCCGUGCAAGAAAAUGCAAGCAGUACCUACUAUGAGAAUCAUCCUGUCACCAAUGGUAUAGAGGAGGCACUGGAAGAAUCAUCUCAUGAGCCUGAGCCGGAAUUGGAAUCAGAAACAAAACCUGAGGAGCUGAAGACUGAGGUAGAAGAAAAGGCUCUUGAGGAGCUGGAAGAGAAGUCUCCUUCUCCACCUCCCGUAGAACCUGUUUCGCUACCCCAAGAACCACCAAAGGUCAGUUAAAAUACAUAUCUGUGCUUCUUGGUGCAGAUGGUAAACCAGAAGGUUUGGAUCUAAUCUUACCAUUUUGAGUGGCCAAACUCUUUUCAGUAUCUGAAACUGUCUAGAUUUAAACCUUCAACUUAAAAA